CAGUAUAGCUUUCUGUCUCAGAUUCCUCCAUCCAUUGACAAAGAAAAAACAGGACUUGAGGGAAAAGUUUGCUGUUUCUAGGGUUUCUUUAUUCCAUUCUAUCUUCUUGAUUGGAAAAUGAAACUCUUCUGAUUCCUUUCGCCCAAUCUGUGAGCUUUAUCAGAUUCUUGAAGACCCUUUUGAAUAUUCUUUUAUAAUCAAAUUCACAUCUUUUUUUUUUCCGACAUUACACGAUGCGGAUGCUUUUGAGUUGCCUCCUUGUCUUGUCCUUGUCCUCUUUGGCGUUUUCAAACGAAAACGCCAGCUCGUACGUCCUUCCGCGACCGUUGAUCUUCGAGACACACGAGCUCAAGACCAUUGAAGAAGAUAACGUCAUUGUGAAUUGCACGAGCUGGAGAUUCGCGGCGGAGACGAACAAUCUCGCGCCGUGGAAGACGAUUCCGGUUGAAUGCGCCGGUUACGUGAAAGACUAUCUGAUGGGUAAAGGGUACGUUGUGGAUUUGGAGAGAGUCUCGGAAGAGGCUAAGGUGUACGCAAGCAGCUUUGGAUUUAGCGGUGAAGAUGGGAAGGAUACUUGGAUCUUUGAUAUUGAUGAGACUCUCUUGUCGAAUCUUCCUUAUUAUUUGGAACAUGGUUGUGGGUUGGAAGUUUUUGAUCAUACGAAGUUUGAUAAAUGGGUGGAGAAAGGAGUUGCACCUGCUAUAGCACCAAGCUUGAAGCUUUAUGAAAAGGUUAAAGAUUUGGGGUACAAAGUUAUCCUGCUUACUGGGCGAAGAGAGAAUCAUAGGGUUAUCACUAUUGAGAACCUGAUCAAUGCCGGUUUCAAUAACUGGGACGAGCUUAUUCUGAGAUCGUUGGAUGAUGACCACAAAACGGCGACCAUAUUCAAGUCAGAGAAGAGGGAUGAGAUGGUGAAAGAAGGGUAUAGGAUCAGAGGCAAUUCAGGUGAUCAAUGGAGUGAUUUGUUGGGUUCUGCAAUGUCUCAACGCUCAUUCAAACUCCCAAAUCCCAUGUAUUACAUCCCUUGAAGUGGAGAAAACAAACUCUUUUUUUGAUAAGGCAAUUCAGGUGGCCUACUGUUUUUGAAGUUUGGGUUACCAUAUGUAAUUCCUUGCUAUAUAUUAUGUAUGUACCAAUGACUGCAUCAGUUCUAUGUUUAAGAGCUUGAUUGCAACAUAAAUUAUAAAGUUACAAAGUGCC
Eruca vesicaria subsp. sativa (arugula) is the source of this 1200-nucleotide messenger RNA. Lineage: Eukaryota; Viridiplantae; Streptophyta; Magnoliopsida; Brassicales; Brassicaceae. The record is from the annotation of a GenBank genome assembly.